Messenger RNA from Cuculus canorus (common cuckoo), 363 nucleotides. Its product is annotated as glutathione S-transferase Mu 1-like. Gene Ontology annotation, molecular function: glutathione transferase activity. Bases 1 to 363 code for a protein of 120 amino acids. The record is from RefSeq and is a predicted model, not a curated record. Gene Ontology annotation, biological process: glutathione metabolic process. Lineage: Eukaryota; Metazoa; Chordata; Aves; Cuculiformes; Cuculidae. The transcript is spliced from 6 exons.
AUGCUUUUAGGGCUUGCCCACGCCAUCCGCCUGCUCCUGGAGUACACGGAGACGCCCUACGAGGACAAGCUCUAUAGCUGUGGGGAAGCUCCUGACUAUGACAAGAGCCAAUGGAUCAAUGAGAAGGAGAAGCUGGGCCUUGACUUCCCCAAUCUCCCAUAUUUCAUUGAUGGCCCCACCAAGCUGACGCAGAGCAACGCCAUCCUGCGCUACAUCGCCCGCAAGCACAAGAUGUGUUGUGAAACAGAGGAAGAGAUCCUCCGUGUGGACAUGCUUGAGAACCAGAUCAUGGAUUUCCUCAUGGGGGUCUCCCCCUGUCUUUGGGGGGCAUGGGAACCCCUAGCCUCUGCCUGGACUAUAUGA